UCUGGCGCGAACUGCCACGCGCGAACUACAUCAUCCCGGCCACGUUGCGCACCCGCCAAACAGUUCACAGUGACUGUGUGACAAGUGAUAUUGCAAUUGUGUAAAAAUUAGGCUUCCUGAGACGCCGACUGAAAGGUAAUGUCCAGGUAAGAGGAGCAGAGUGAAAGUGAGCGCGCGCAAGCGGGAAGGACAGACCAUCUACCAGCUGCAGGAGGUGAGGGUCGCCUGUCAAGCUGCCAGGAGGUGAGGGUUGCCUGUCAAGCUGCCAGGAGGAAGUGUACCAGCAUCCCUCCAUGCCGCUUCCUCACUGCCGGUGCUAAACACCCUCCAGCGUCUACACUACUGACGCUGGGCUCCUGCAGGAGGGACUGGCGUCGAGGAGUGACGCCCUGCAGACCUCCCACACCUGGAGUAGUCACCCCCGGCCAGCCAGGCCCCACACCCAGCUAUACUUGGGUAUUGAGGGAGUCACGGCAGGGCCCCCGGCCACCACCAGCACAGGGCCCGGUCACCGCCAACUUAAGGCCCGGUUUACCGCCCGCCAACUUAGGGCCCAGUCACUGCCAACUUAGGGCCCAGUCACCGCCAACUUAGGGCCCAGUCACCGCCAACUUAGGGCCCGGUCACCGCCAACUUAGGGCCCAGUCACCGCCAUGAACACCCCAGCAUGGAUGAAGCGCUUUUGGGUCGACCUCGUAACAAAAGAAUUUGUUGCGAUUAAGGUCCUCUUUUUCCUCAUAUAUGGAGCCUCCAUGGCCAUGUUCCCGUUCCUGACGCUGCAGGCGAGGUCGCUGGGCAUCACCGAGAAGGAGCUGGGCGUCGUGUACGCCUUCAACCCGGUCAUCGCUAUCAUCGGCCCCCCGCUCACCGGCAUGCUGGCCGACAAGAUUGGUAACUUUAAGGCGUUCUUGAGCUUGACGAUGGCCGCCAGCGGGUGUGCGGCCUUGGUGUUCUCUGCGGUGCCUGCGGCCCGCCGCACCCACCACCUGCCGGAGCAGCUGGUCUUCAGCGUGGCCUGCGGGGACGACGGAGCCACCAUCCUCAGACCCGAGGCUCCCUAUCACUGCGACUACCGCCCCCUCCUCCACAACCUCUCCCUCGCCCUCACCAACUGCUCCCUCUGCCACCCCACCAGUGAUGUGUCUGGAGAUGAAACAGGGCCCUGGAGUGGGGCCCCGUGUCAGGGCCCCGGGUGGGCCCAGUGCCAGGGGCCAGAGGUGGUGGUGGCCCCUCAGGCCAUGGUCAUCACCGCCGCCAACACCACCACCACCACCACAGCUCUCACCACCACAGCUCUCAACACCACAGCUGUCAACACCACAGCUCUACACAUCCUAGACGGGUCCUGUGCUGGCGUCUCUGUGCUGGAGAGUGCGAGCGAGGCUACGGUGAAGGAGGCAGCGUACACCGUCGGGGCGCGGGAGGCGGCCUGCAGCCUGCACUGCUCGGCCCUCCUGCCCCGGGAACACCUCUGCACCAACACCAAGACCGUGGAGGUGUUGGACCCCAUGAUCACCUUCUGGUGCUACCUCAUGGUCCGCGUCCUCAACGGCCUCACCUUAGCGACGAGCUUCACCUUGUUCGACGGGGCCGCCAUGGCCAUCCUGAAGGAGCACAAGGGCGAGUACGGCCUCCAGCGUCUCUACGGCAACGUGGGUGCCAUCGUCGUCACGCCCAUCUCCGGCGUCCUCAUUGAUGUCGUCUCCGACAUGAGCGGCAGCCAGGACUACAGUCCUGCCUUCUACCUGUACUGCGGCCUCAAGGUCCUCGCCGCCGUCCUCAUCCUCUUCGUCGACCUCGACUUCCGGCAGCCGUCAAAUAGGGUGGUGAAGGACUUCCGCUUCCUACUGAAGCAGCCGGAGAUCAUCAUCUUCCUGCUGGUGAUGCUCAUCUCUGGGACGUGCUUCGGACUGCUGGACACGUUCCUCUUCUGGCUGCUGCAAGACAUGGGCGCUAAGAAGUACCUGAUGGGCAUCACUGUGACCGUGGGCAGCCUCGCCGGCAUCCCUACCCUUAUUGCCUCGGAAUUUUUCUUUAAGAAACUUGGACACGCCAAUACCAUUAUCCUCGGAUUUGCUUUCUAUGUCAUAAGGAUGUUGGGUUACUCCUUCAUCACGAACCCUUGGUGGGUGAUGCCCUUCGAGGCGCUGGAGUGCUUCACGGUGUCGCUGAUGGGCGCGGCGGCCGUGUCCUACGCGGCGGCGCUCUCCACGCCCUCCACCCUCGCCACUCUUCAGGGCGUCUACGGCGGCAUCCACUUCGGUGUUGGUCGCGGCAUGGGCAGCCUCUUGGGCGGGUUCCUGAUGGGCCCCAUCGGCGUCCGCAACACCUUCCGGCUCAUGGCUGUCGUCUGCGCCGUCACCUGCAUCGCCUACUUCAUAAUCAACCGUUUGUUCUUCCAAAAGCUUCAGGUGGAACGAGAACAGAAGAGAGUGGAGGAGGAAACCAAGGAGAACCACGCCAUGGAGAAGCAUCAUAAUGGCGUCGUGGAAAAUGGGAUAAAGAGAAGCAUGGAGGAUGAGACAGACAGCGCUGUGAAAGUAAAGGUGGACAGUGUUCAUGAUACGAGCAGCGGGAAGGAACAUUAUAACAAAGCGUUUGAGAAGAACGAGUAAUACCACUUCGUCUUCUGGGUGUACAGACUGCGUCUGGUCUGGACGUGUGUACAGACUGCGUCUGGUCUGGACGCGUGUACAGACUGCGUCUGGUCUGGACGCGUGUACAGACUCCGUCUGGUCUGGACGCGCGUACAGACUGCGUCUGGUCUGGACGCGUGUACAGACUGCGUCUGGUCUGGACACGUGUACAGACUGCGUCUGGUCUGGACGCAUAGCAUCACUUGGAAUACUAUAUGUACAAUUUUUAGUUAGGACGAGUAGUGCUGCUUGGGUGUAUUGCCAGCACAGAUUAGUUUCAACGUGCUGAUGCUUUCUUAGCAGUUACUCGAAUGUUAUUCUUUUAUUUACGAAAGUGAAUUUACGUUGUUUUAAUUGGGUGUAUCAGACCAUUGUCCCAGCAGAACAACGAUGCUACCUCGUUGAGCAAUCCAGGUCAUAAUGUCGCUGAACGUUGAUAAUGUUGAUAAACGGCCAGUUAUGUAAAUUUAAGAUAAAUGGGAUUUUGGUGUUCAUAGUAACAUGGAUUUUGGAGACGGCGAUGAGCUUGUUAUAUAUGGUAUGAACAAGUCUUCGUGGAUCUCGAUUUUGACCUCUUAAUAUUGCCAAAAAUGAAAGGCAAAAAGCCUGGCGUGUUACGUUUAAUUACAUUUGCAUUAUUACACAGCUGUUUUCGUGACGGCUGCAAUAUAAAAACAAAAUAUAUAAUUGAAGUAUAUUUGUAUUACAUGAGAGCAGGACUCUUACUUGGUGGUGUUUUGUGUAGCCCCAGGCUACCUGCUGUGCCCUCCACGCUAGUAGUAGCACCAGGCUACCUGCCGUGUCCUCCACGCUAGUAGUAGCACCAGGCUACCUGCCAUGUCCUCCACGCUAGCAGUAGCACCAGGCUAGCUACCGUGUCCUCCACGCUAGCAGUAGCACCAGGCUAGCUACCGUGUCCUCCACGCUAGCAGUAGCACCAGGCUAGCUACCGUGUCCUCCACGCUAGCAGUAGCACCAGGCUACCUGCCAUGUCCUCAACGCUAGCAGUAGCACCAGGCUAGCUACCGUGUCCUCCACGCUAGCAGUAGCACCAGGCUAGCUACCGUGUCCUCCACGCUAGCAGUAGCACCAGGCUACCUGCCAUGUCCUCAACGCUAGCAGUAGCACCAGGCUAGCUACCGUGUCCUCCACGCUAGCAGUAGCACCUGGCUAGCUACCGUGCCCUCCACGCUAGCAGUAGCACCAGGCUACCUGCCGUGCCCUCCACGCUAGUAGUAGCACCAGGCUACCUGCCAUGUCCUCCACGCUAGCAGUAGCACCAGGCUAGCUACCGUGUCCUCCACGCUAGCAGUAGCACCAGGCUACCUGCCGUGUCCUCCACGCUAGUAGUAGCACCAGGCUAGCUACCGUGUCCUCCACGCUAGCAGUAGCACCAGGCUAGCUACCGUGCCCUCCACGCUAGCAGUAGCACCAGGCUAGCUACCGUGCCCUCCACGCUAGCAGUAGCACCAGGCUAGCUACCGUGCCCUCCACGCUAGCAGUAGCACCAGGCUAGCUACCGUGCCCUCCACGCUAGCAGUAGCACCAGGCUAGCUACCGUGCCCUCCACGCUAGUAGUAGCACCAGGCUACCU
Messenger RNA from Procambarus clarkii (red swamp crayfish), 4230 nucleotides. Its product is annotated as major facilitator superfamily domain-containing protein 6-A. Lineage: Eukaryota; Metazoa; Arthropoda; Malacostraca; Decapoda; Cambaridae. Gene Ontology annotation, cellular component: membrane. The record is from RefSeq and is a predicted model, not a curated record.